AUUACGAAUCGAUUUCAAGGCAAACGCCACCUUCAUUCCCAUUUCAUAUUUCACAAGAGCGGUUUCGGAAGUCGAGAAAUUGCGUGCCAUCUAUGAAGUGAACUUCAUGAACGGGACAAUUCUAAACGAUUCUACUCCAACUCCACUUGCCAGUAGCAACGAGUUCGAUCUUCGGAUUCGUAUUUUGCAAGAUCAUCUUCAGUUAUUCGUUAAUAUGGGUGAAGUCGGGAUCUAUCCAUUGCCGGACUCAUUCGCCUUGGUGAAAACUGUCGAACUGAGGGGAUCGUUGAGGAAUUUGAGCUUGUUCAGAGUCGAAGGAGCAAAAUAUCACUAUUUUCCGUUUAAAGCCGAGAUUUCUUUCGAAAACGGAUCUCGUCUUGAUAUCUCCGGACAACCGAUUCCAAAUGUCUGGGAUAAAAGCGAGAUGCAAAAAUUGCUCUCAAGCAACGAUGAAAGUGAGAAUUUGAUGAAAACGAGUGUGGAAAUCGAUUGGAGGAAACCGUUCAACUUCAGUGAUUAUCUCUACAAGUAUGCUGGAGUGACGAAUUUGAAUGAUUUUACAAAUAUGUACGCAACCGGGAAUUUCACAUCUUACAACAAUUGGAGGAACAGCUUGUAUGGGAAUACGUAUAGAGUGAAGAGGAGAAGCUCGGGAAGAAGCUCUUCCCGUGGAUCUUCGUCAUCAAGGAGCUCAUCAUCUCGUGGUUCCUCAUCAUCCCGCUCUUCUUCAUCCUCAUCCCGCUCCUCUUCAUCCUCAUCUCGUUCCUCCAGUUCAUCCUCUUCAAGCUCAUAUCGAUCUUCAUCCUAUCGAUCAUCGUCGUAUCGUUCAUCGUAUCGAUCGCAUUCAUCCGGUGGCUGGUCCAGUGGAUCCUCAUCUGGUGGAAGUUACGACAACUACGAGAAACCGAAAUGGUUUGGGCAACGAAAUGGGCGUUAUCUGUACGGGGAUUACUUCAUGACGCCAGCAUAUCGACAAUAUCAGACACGACAGAGGAAUUCUUUGAAAGGUUGGCAGCCAUUCGCCGUCGGAUUUGGUACAGGUUUUGGCACUGGCUAUCUACUCAACACUCGGGUACCCAGUUACAGUUAUCUCUACAACGGUCAAUCCGAGUACCAAUCAAGUUGCUAUAGCUGUGGAUAUUAUUGUAACGGAUGUUGUCGAACUUGUGCCUCAACAGUUUUCUUCAAGCAAUCAAGACGAGCUUCUUCUUCAAAUGAUGAGGAGAUUCCACUCAGUGAACGCUUUGACAUCACUUUUUUGUCUUCUGAGGAGAAGCCAGCCUUUCAGAUCUCAAUCCGUUUCGAAGAAGGAGUGAUUGUGAGGAAUACAUUUUUAAAUGGAAAAUGGGAAAACGAGGAAAGAGAUGGAGAGUUUCCGAUUGACAAUUGGAAAAUCGUUGAUCUCACGAUUCUCAACAAUGACGACGGUUUGGUGCUUUACUUUGGCGGGAAAUAUUUCACUACUUUUCAACAUCGGCCAGCAACGAGGGAUCUGGGGAAGAUUAAAAUUGAGGGAGAUUUCCAGCUUCACCAAAUCACCUUGGACAACAAGUUGAUCAUU
Mesorhabditis belari is the source of this 1561-nucleotide messenger RNA. Lineage: Eukaryota; Metazoa; Nematoda; Chromadorea; Rhabditida; Rhabditidae. The record is from the annotation of a GenBank genome assembly.